Molecule: messenger RNA, 942 nt
Organism: Malassezia sympodialis ATCC 42132
Lineage: Eukaryota; Fungi; Basidiomycota; Malasseziomycetes; Malasseziales; Malasseziaceae
Gene: POP2
Exons: 2
Coding region: 1-942 (313 amino acids)
Cellular component (GO): CCR4-NOT complex
Molecular function (GO): nucleic acid binding; poly(A)-specific ribonuclease activity
Source: RefSeq, a predicted model, not a curated record
AUGGCGGCGCGGAUCCGCGAUGUGUGGGCCGACAAUUUUGAGUCGGAGAUGAACGCCUUUCGGGAGACGAUGGAGUCGUUUCCCUAUGUGGCUAUGGCAGGUGACACUGAGUUCCCAGGUAUUGUUGCGCGGCCGAUUGGCCAGUUCCGUGGCUCGACCGACUACCAGUACCAGCUGCUGCGGUGCAAUGUGGACCUGCUGCGCAUCAUUCAGCUGGGCCUCACACUCUGUGACGAGCACGGCAACCUGCCACCGGACACGUGUACGUGGCAGUUUAAUCUGCGCUUUGAUGUGGACGAGGACAUGUGUGCGCCCGACUCGCUCGAGCUGCUCACGUCGGCGGGCAUUGACUUUGCGCGGCACAAGGUGUAUGGCAUUGACCAGGCGCUAUUUGGCGAGGCACUGAUCACGUCGGGACUGGUCUUGUACGAGGAUGUGCGGUGGAUCUCGUUCCACUCGGGGUACGACUUUGGGUACCUGCUGAAGCUUGUGACGUGUGAGCCGCUGCCGGCGACCGAGGCGGCGUUUUUCGAGCUGCUGCACAAGUGGUUCCCAUGUAUCUACGAUAUCAAGUUCCUCAUGCGCAGCUGCAAGACGCUCAAGGGUGGUCUGCAGGACGUCGCGGACGAUCUGCAGGUGAGCCGCGUAGGCCAGCAGCACCAGGCGGGGAGCGACAGUCUGCUGACGGCGUCGACGUUUUUCCGCUUGCGCGAGCGGUACUUUGACGGCUCGAUCGAUACUGGCAAGCACCUCGGCUGCCUGUAUGGCCUGGCGAACACGACGUGCGCGACCAUCACCCCCACCGGGCGUGUGGUGUACCAGCCGGCGAGUGUCUCGACGCCGAACCUCUCCCAUGCGGGCAUCGUGUCGACGCCACUGACGCCGGGCAACAGCGCGCCGCUGACGUCGCCGCUGACGGCGCCUGCGCAGGCCGCGCGCUGA